Medicago truncatula (barrel medic) is the source of this 1379-nucleotide messenger RNA. RefSeq names its product basic leucine zipper 24-like. Gene Ontology annotation, biological process: DNA-templated transcription; regulation of transcription by RNA polymerase II. Gene Ontology annotation, molecular function: RNA polymerase II cis-regulatory region sequence-specific DNA binding; DNA-binding transcription factor activity, RNA polymerase II-specific. The record is from RefSeq and is a predicted model, not a curated record. Lineage: Eukaryota; Viridiplantae; Streptophyta; Magnoliopsida; Fabales; Fabaceae.
AUUUUUUUUUUUUUUUUUUAUCUUUUAUUAUAGAAAUCGUGUAUACAUAUAAGCACUGAUAUUAUAAGCGUUUACGGUAUAAGUUGUUUAUUCAACAGAGCCUAAGCCAUUAUCGCCGUUUUAAAUAUAAGGUUCACAACUUCAAUCUGAGCCGCGAAAUAACUAUUUUUUGAUGUUGUUGAAACCACAAUGCGACCAUAGUGGAGUCUGCAUCGGCCACAUUUGACCAAAAUUGUCCGAAUAUCGAAGAUCGCGACAUGACCACAACCGACCUCUAUUUAAAACCCUGAUAUGCUAUUCAGUUGAAAGAUUGAAGCUAAGUUCAAUUCAAGGCAAACAAAGAAAAUAUGGAUGAUGGAAAUUCUGAGGUUUCUGAUAAACUUUCAGAUAAUGUUCUAUUUUCAAAUCCAGAAUCAUGUAGCAAUUUUCAAACUUCAACAUCUUUAAACACAGUUACUGAAUUGUCUAAUAGCACCACAAAAACAUGCAUUCACACUCACACUUGUAAUCCAUCUGGUCCUGAUGAUGUUUAUCACACACACACAUGUUUUCACACACAUACUCAAGUUUUUGCAUCUGAAGAUGACACAAAUUCAAUACCAAAAAGGACUUCUGGAAAUAGAGAAGCUGUUAAAAAGUAUAGGGAGAAGAAAAAGGCAGAAACAGCUUAUUUGGAAGAAGAAGUUAAGAAAUUGAAACUUGUGAACCAACAACUUCUAAGGAAACUACAAGGGCAGGCACUACUUGAAGCUGAAUUGUUAAGGUUAAGGAACAUUUUGGUACAGCUUAAGGGAAAAGUUGACAAUGAAUUAGGUUCUUUCCCUUUUGAGAAAAAUCUGCCAUGUUUGCAUCCACAUGCAGAUCAUCAUCUAAGGUUAACACUUGUGCAUAUUGCAAACCACAUGAGUAGUACUAAAGUUUUUGACCAAUUGUUAUUUAUGCCACUUUAGAAUUGGAUUGAAGGUGUGUUUGGUGUUGACACUUUGGAAUUGGAUUGAAGGCGUGUCUGGUAUCCAGUACAUGUUACAUUUAAUCACUUCCAGUUUUUAAAUUAUUACUGGUGUCUAUGUGUCAGUUUCGUGUCUGUGUUAGUACUUCAGAGAUUGUUAUCUCUAAUUGCAUUUUUGGUAGUUAGGUGAGACUAAAUACAUAUAAUUAGUGUUAUGUUAUUAUAAUAGGCUUGUUAGAUACAUAAAGAUAACAUAUGUAAUGAAGCUUGAUUUCUAUAAUGUAUAGAAUAUGUAUACAAAGGAAGUGUUUUUGCAAUUUGUACAACAUGUAGAAAGUGUAUAGAAUAUCUUCUUUCCUAAUUUUGAUGAUGUAUAACUGUUAACAUGAGAAAAGUUUGUAAUAAUUACUAGAGCUAUAGUUAGCUAUGA